Messenger RNA from Symbiodinium sp. CCMP2456, 533 nucleotides. The record is from the annotation of a GenBank genome assembly. NCBI's taxonomy places the organism in Eukaryota, Dinophyceae, Suessiales, Symbiodiniaceae.
GGUCAUUGGUGCUGAUAGCUUUGGAUUGCAGGUCCUUCAGCUCAAUGUCUCGGUGGUCUUCUGGGCGCUCGUUGAUCCGACUUUGGGGUUACAAGGACCGGGAGUUUGUGGCCGCAGGUAACAAACUCUCCUCCAGGGUCGCCCUCCUCCUACACUUGUGCCAAUGGCGCAACCUGCGGUGGCUACUGGAACAACCGGAUGGGUCAAUGCUUCCCCAUCUACCCCGUUUUCAGCAGCUUUGGCAAAAGUUCCAUGUCUACCAAGGUUCCUUCUGGAUGGGGAAGUUCAAGGGCCCCACACCGAAACGCCAUCGAAUUUGGUCCUGCUGCUUCGACUUGGUUGAUGGAAUCCAAAAGAGAGCAGGCCACAUGUUAAAGUCGGAAAUGUCUGAGUUCAAGAAGACCCUCGUCCGAAGAUACGAGGAUAAGCUGGGACAAAAAAGGUACUCCGGGAAACAGAAAGAACUUCGAGAAAGCCAGAUCCUUGGCUUUAAAUUUACGUUUUGUCGAGCCCCUAACCCGGUGAAUCGAUGA